This is a messenger RNA of Dermatophagoides pteronyssinus (European house dust mite), 2981 nucleotides long. Its product is annotated as dipeptidyl peptidase 4-like. Gene Ontology annotation, biological process: proteolysis. Gene Ontology annotation, cellular component: plasma membrane. The record is from RefSeq and is a predicted model, not a curated record. Lineage: Eukaryota; Metazoa; Arthropoda; Arachnida; Sarcoptiformes; Pyroglyphidae. Gene Ontology annotation, molecular function: dipeptidyl-peptidase activity; serine-type peptidase activity.
CCAAGCUAGCCAGUCAACCAGAUAAAGAUAUUUUCUUCAAUGUUUCAGUCGACUUUUUCUUCUGUGUAAAGAUUUGUGAUUCAAAUGUAAACAUUCAUAAAAAGAUUGUAAACGAAAAAAAACAACAACAAAAUGGAAGAAGAUUUUGAAUUCGAAGACAAGCAAGAACUUGAAGAUGGAAUCGAUAAUGAAAAACAUUGGAAAAGUUUAGGUAUUGCAUCCGCUGUUAUAUCGGUCAUAUGUUUCAUAAUCAUAACGGCAAUAUUUAUUUUAACACCUUCACGAAAUUCAGGUCAAAGAACUGAACCAUACACUUUGACCGAAGUGUUGAGUAAAAAAAUUAUGCAAGCACAUCGUUUUAAUGGAACAUGGAUUUCAGCUCAUGAAUUCAUUUAUUCUUCGGAUGACAAAAACAUUAUGUUAUACGAUUGCCAAAAUGGACAAAGUCGACCAAUAACAACGAAACUUAAUACAACAAACGGUGAAAUUGUUCAUUUCGAAAUAUCAUCAUCAAGGCUUUAUAUGUUGAUUGUUACGAAAAAAUUUAAUUCAGCUAAACGAGAAAAUUUAGAAUGUGAUCCAUCAAUGGAUUAUUACAUCUAUCGUUUAGAUAAUGAAAACAUGAUCAAUCUUCAAGAGGAAUUCAUUUCAAAAUUGAAACUAUUACUGACACAGCAACAAAAAAAUAAUAGUAACAAUGGAAAAGAUUCAAAAAGAUUGUCAUCAAAUUCUGUAGAGGGAAAGCAUCAAAUUCCAUCACUAUCAUCAUCAUCAUCAUCAUGUAUAAUACAAAGUUCCCAAUGGAACCCAAUGGGGAAUAUUUUGCUCAUUAUGCAUGAUAAUGACAUCUAUUGGUUGAAUAUGGAAUCAUCUAUGGCGCCGUUACGACGUAUAACAAUGGAUGGUUCGAUUUCCGAUUCCAUUUAUAAUGGAUUCAAUGAUAAUAUUUAUCGAGAUUUUAUUUUUGAAAAACCAUCAUCAUUAUGGUGGUCACCAUCGGUUAACGGGUAUUAUCAUCUUAGCUAUUUACAGUUGAAUAAUAGUCAAGUACCGUUAUCGAAUAUAGUCAUUUAUGACGAUAAUGGCGGCUAUUCCACAAACAAUUACCGUUAUUCUACUAUUAACAGUUCGAUCGGUAUAGUAAAUCUUUGGAUUAUUCGUAUCAAUGCACAAACAAAUGAAUACGAAAAAGCUAUGCGGGUACAACCACCUUAUAAACUUGAACAGUGGCCACAUUAUGUCGUACACGUGAAUUGGCUUUCAAACGAUCAAUUGAUCGUAUUAUGGUCAUUACGUGAUCAAAAACGUACAAUUCUUGGUUCCUGUUUGGAACGAAACAAUUGGAAAUGUGAAGAGCUUGUCACAUUAAGAAAUUGGCUUCGAAUAAAUCAUGUGCCUAAUAGUAUAAUGCCUGCAUCAACCGAAUCUUCAUUAAACACUGAAUUCAGUAGUGAAUUAUUUUUCUGUGGGCAAACACCAGAAAAUGGAAUGAAAACAUUUUAUCAGCUUUAUUCAUUCAAUGUAAAAACAAAAGUGAUUAAUUCCUAUUUAAAUGUGGCUGAACGUUAUACUGAGCAACGACAGCAUUAUCAGAUAAUCGAAUUACUUGGUUAUAAUAAUCAUUCGAAAUCAGUGUUUUUUGUUGGACAAUCAUUGAAUCAAUCAUCAUACGGUGAUGAAGAAAAAGUAAUUUCCGAACAGGAUAUGCGCAUUAAUUUGUUUGUUUUCAACCUGGAACAUAAUCUUGUACAUUGCAUUACCUGUCAAUUGGUUAAAUGUUAUGAGGCUAAACAUCGAAAUAACCAAUCUGUUUGCAUUGAUUUGGCCAAUUCGGCUACAAUUAAUGAGAAUGAUGCGGAUGAAGAAUCAUGCAUUUUCCAACGUGUUUACUUUAGUCCAUCAUCUGAAUAUGCAAUUGUUACCUGUUUGGUGGGAAUCGUACCGAAAAUUUACCUUGUCAAAUUUGGUGAUCUUGAUCAACUGGAUCUUAUCGAAAAUAUUAUGUUAUUCGACGAUAAUUCCGAAUUAGAAACGCGUGUACAAUCAAAAAUUAUGCCCAAUAUUGAAAAUUUUAUUUUUACUCGUGAGAGUGAUAAUUUAAUCAAAUAUCUUCGAAUCAAAUUAUUAACACCAACCGAUUUUGAUCAUGAAGAAAUAGGCAAAUAUUCAUUGUUGCUUGAAAUGUAUCCAUCACGUUAUCGCUAUCAUUAUCUACCGAAAGCAACUAUCAAUAAUCAGGGUACAUUCUAUAAACGUAUCUAUCCGGAUCUAGAAUGGGCUGUACAUAUGGUCACUGAACAUGAUUUUAUUUAUGCAUGGCUUGAUGGACAAUUUUAUCAAGAUAGUAAUCAUUCAUUACACGAAUUAUCAUUUGAGGAAUUAUUAGAAGAUUAUUCAACCUUGAUCGAUUUUAUUGUCACAAAUAUGACAUUUGUCAAUAUUGCACAAACCUGUCUCAUUGGUAAUAAUAUUGGCGGUUAUUUUGUACUUAAUUCAUUAUCCACUUCAUCGAUCGAAUGUGGAAUCGCCAUUUCACCAUUUACCGAUUGGAACACAAUAAAUAGUUUUUUGGCCGAACAAUAUAUUGAUAUGGAAAAGGUACGAUCAAAUGAUUUACAAUAUUUGCUAAAAAUGACAUUAAAUUGGAAAAUGCUCGAAAACAAAAAUUUGCUCAUCAUACACGGAACUUCAAACGAGAUGUUUCCAAUCAGUCAAUCAAUGAGACUGAUAAAAAGUCUGACAUUGGAAGAACAAAAUCGUUAUAUCAAAUUUCAUCAAAAUCCAGCCAAUAAUGACAUGGAUGAAAUGAAUUGGACAAGUCAUCAUUUUAUGGAAUUAUAUGUCGAUCAUGGAAAUUCAUUCGACACUAUAAUCGAACACUUUUAUAGAAAGAUUGAAUUCUUUUUAUUUCAAUGGAUAAUCAUAUAAUUUGAUAAGAUAUCAAUUAAAAAAGUUACAAAUAUAGCAAAUUUAUGUUGAAU